CCCAGCAGGCUGCAGACCCGGACCCGGACCCGGACGCGGACCGGGAGCCGGACCGGGAGCCGGACCCCGCGGCUCCACCCGCCACCCUCCACACGCGAUGGCAUCCGUGGAUCGAUCAUCCGGAGCGCGCUGAGGCUCUGCGUGAUGCAGUCUCUGUUCGGCGGCGGCGAGCUGGGGCUGCUGGGCGGUGGCGGCGAUGCCGGCGGCCUCAAAGAGGACGGCUGCGGCGGCGUGGCGUGGCGCUACUCGCCGCUGCCCCCGGACGACGUGUACUCCGCCUCCCACCUGGCCCUCAUCGCCGCCUACCAGGACAUCAAGACCCGGCUGGCCGGCCUGGAGCGCGAGAACACCAGCAUCAAGAGGAAGCUCAAGAUCUACGAGAUCAAGUUCCCGAUGAUCAGUGAGUUCGGCGAAGACACCAACUCCUACUGCUCCUUCGAGAGCAAAGACACGGCGCUGCUGCAGUCGGAGAACGGGACGCUGCAGCAGAGAGUCAACGUCCUGACCCACGAGCUGCAGAAGAGGAAGGAGAGGGAGGAGCAGCUGGAGGACGUGAUCCAGGCCUACGAGAAGAUCCACAUGGAGAAGAGCAACCCGCAGCGGGACCUGGACAAGAUGACCACCCUGGUGGAGAAACACGUGGAGCGGAUCCUGAACCUGGAGUCGGCCCUGAGGCAGAGGGACAGCUCCCUGCAGAAGCUCAACCUGCAGCUGCACAGCAAAGACAUGCAGUACCUGCAGCUGCACGCCGGGCCGGACGCACACAUGCUGGACUGCCCCGCCCUGACCCUGCAGAGCUCGCGGAGCCUGGACGCCCUGUCCGACCUGAAGCUGCAGCGGCUGGAGGCGGAGCUGGAGGGCGCCCGGCACGAGGCCCAGGGGGCGUGUCGGCGCGAGGAGGAGCUGAAGGCGGAGUGUGAGCGGCUGAAGGACGAGAUGAGGCAGCUGCAGAGCAGCCAGAGGGAAAUGACGUCUCCGUGCAAACAGUGCGACGUGGAGUGGAUCAAGAAGGUGGGAGACGAGCAGGUGAACCUGGCUCUGGCCUACACAGAGCUGACGGAGGAGCUGGGCCGCCUCCAAGCGCUGAGCUCCAAGCAGACGGAGAUCCUGAGGAAAGCCACGCAGGAGCAGGCCAGUCCAGUCCAGCGCCACUCGCCCAUCCACCACCAGCGCCACUCUCCAGUGUCUCAGCGCCACUCGCCCAUCUCCCAGCGCCACUCUCCGGUCCCCCCUCCGCCGCACCACUCCCCGAUCCCCCAGCGCCGCUCGCCGGUGCUGCAGCGCCUGUCCCCCGACAUGCACCGCCGCUCGCCGCUGCUGGACGUCACCGACGGGCCGGCCUCGUACUCCUGCCGGCCGCCCAGCCAGCACCUGCGCGCCAGCUUCCAGGGCCGCCGCAGCUACUCGGAGGUGGCCGACCCCUCGGCGUACCAGUGCCCCCCCCGCUUCUCCCUGGACCCCGUCUCCACGCUGCCCAAGCCGCGGCCCUACGUGGACGGCUACGCCAAGCAGCCGCCGCCGCACAUGGCGUCUCCUCACGGCGGCCUGCAGCACCGGGGGUCCCCGUCCCCCCACCAGGGAGGCUCCGGGGGCGACGGCGGCCUGGCGGAGGGCUCCAGGCGUCACUCCAGAGAGAUGCCGUUCCCCCUGUCGGAGGUGGCCCACCUCCACUUCGAGCCGCCGCCCCCCUCCACCCCGGCGCCACAGCCGCCGCAGUCGUCUGAGGACGAGGAGGAGUGGACCUGCCCGCACCCCAUCAGCCCCCCCCGGACGCUGGGCGUGCUGUCGGCCGCCGUGCCCGGCGGCGUCCUGAGGGGUCCGGCGUCCUGCUCGGCCUUCCCCAUCCCCCAGAGGUCCAACACCCUCAGCUGCCACCCGCCGCCCGGCUACACGGCGGCCGAGCACGCCCAGUCCUGGCCCUCCAUCAACCUGUGGAUGGAGACGGAGGAGAGCGAGGUGCGGAGCUGCCCGCUCUGCCAGCUCGUCUUCCCCGUCGGAUACCCGGACGACGCCCUCAUCAAGCACAUCGACUCGCACCUGGAGAACAGCAAGAUAUGACCGCCGC
Salarias fasciatus (jewelled blenny) is the source of this 2065-nucleotide messenger RNA. RefSeq names its product TBK1 binding protein 1 (gene tbkbp1). NCBI's taxonomy places the organism in Eukaryota, Metazoa, Chordata, Actinopteri, Blenniiformes, Blenniidae. Gene Ontology annotation, cellular component: cytoplasm. The record is from RefSeq and is a predicted model, not a curated record.